Messenger RNA from Monomorium pharaonis (pharaoh ant), 12282 nucleotides. RefSeq lists its product as uncharacterized. Gene Ontology annotation, biological process: negative regulation of translation; proteasome-mediated ubiquitin-dependent protein catabolic process; protein polyubiquitination. Lineage: Eukaryota; Metazoa; Arthropoda; Insecta; Hymenoptera; Formicidae. Gene Ontology annotation, molecular function: metal ion binding; protein binding; ubiquitin protein ligase activity. The transcript is spliced from 17 exons. The record is from RefSeq and is a predicted model, not a curated record. The coding region runs from base 345 to 6062 and encodes 1905 amino acids.
CAGUGGCGCGACGGUCCAGAACGGUUCUAAAUAGCGGCUCGUUUUCGCCCGCAAUCGUCUGUGCGCCGGAAGCGGUCUUUUGUUCGUGACGAAUGCCAAGGUAUUUUAGGUGCCGUCAUUGUCGUUGGCACCGGUCGCCGACACGCGGCUGGAUGAUCGAUAACGCCUUGUGCGAGCCGCGAGUGGAACAACAGCCGGAGAUUGAAGAUCGAACUCGUGAUCAGUUCAGACGACGGCGGUUCAUCGGCGGAUCGUCAACAAGAGUAGUGUCUUUAAUCCGCAACGUGUGAAAGUGCCGCUCAGCUCGGCUCGGAUAACGCUUGCACUUUGACCGGCGAACACGAAUGGGCAUGGAGCAGUUCGAGCAGUUGCUAACCUGUGCGAUAUGCUUGGAUCGAUACAGAAAUCCGAAGCUCUUGCCAUGUCAACACAGCUUUUGCAUGGAACCGUGCAUGGACGGCCUUGUCGACUAUGUUCGUCGACAGGUCAAAUGUCCAGAAUGUCGUGCCGAACAUCGUAUACCAUAUCAGGGCGUGCAAGCCUUUCCAACCAACGUGACACUGCAGCGAUUCCUGGAAUUGCAUAUCGAGAUCACGGGAGAACUGCCGGACCCUACCAGCGGUCAGACCAUGGAACGCUGCGGUGUCUGCUCCGAGAAGAGUUAUUGUCAGCUGUGCGUGCACUGCGAGAAGAAAUGCUGCCCCGAGUGCAAGGACGCGCACAUGGAUAUCCUAAGACGCGAGAUUACACGCAUCAAUUCUCAGGUACGCAGGGGACUGCACAGGCUGCAGGACGCGCUGGCCUUGGUGGAGAAAAACACGCUGGGCCUGCAGACAAACUGCGCCUCGGUCGGCGAGGAGGUGGACGAGAUUUAUCGGAGGCUGAGCAAGGCUCUGAAAGACCGCACGGAACAUCUGCGUAACGAGGUCGAUCGAUACCUCGGCACCGAGCUCAGAGGCCUGAUUCAGCUCAAAGAGAAUCUCGAAUUGGAAAUCGCGAAUAUCCAGAGCAACUGCGAUUUGGCGGAAGCGCAUAUAAACGAAAACGUGCCGUGGGAUGACGCCGAGCUCUUGGACACAAAGGAGCUCUUCCUGCGUACGGUGGAAUUUAUCAGGAACUUCGAAUACGAAGCGGGGGAUUACAACCGGCGAGUCCGCUUCGUGAUGGCGCACGAUCCGAAUCAGCUUGUCCUUCACGUGGCGGGUUACGGCGAAUUGAACAUUAAACCGGAAAGCGGAAGCGGCGGAUUGCUGGGGAGCUCCAGUAGUUUAGCCCCACCGGUCGGCUCACCCGGUCUUAUGAGGAGCAAGAGCGAUCACCGUCUCGCCUCGCAGUACAGACAGCAAGAGGAGGAACGGCUGGCCAGAAAUCGAUACGUUCCGGAAUACGAGUACGACGCGCCGGAGUAUGAGGUGCCCAGGAACAAGUCCAGGUACAGGAGUCGAUUUAUGCGGCAUCGGGACGGCGACGAUUCCGACGGCGAUUCCCGCUCGACGGUGAGGUUCACGUCGGCGCCGCAGGAACCGUCCAGCCUACGGGAGCGCGUUUUGGACACGGAGGACGCCGCGCGCGGGCCCCUGUCUGGCAUAUUUCGCUUGACGGAUUCACCGCGGGUCAUGAAGAAGCUGCAGGAGUGCGAGCGGGCCGGCAAGAGGAAGAAGGAGGAGCCGGCGAACCAGCCCGUGCCGCAACCGCAACCGCCUAAACCACAGGUGCAAGUGAGAAAGGUACCGACCGCGGUGGCGAGGCAGACCAGCGAGGACGACGAGAUCUCGAGGAUCAAGAAGCAGAACAAGAACGCGGCGGCGACCACCGCCGCCGUCCAUCCCGAGACGGUGGAGGAGAGGCAGCCGACCUCCACCCCCGUUCAUCCACCGCCGUCGAGGGAGCUUCCGGAACGGGAGCCCGAGGAACAGCCGGUCAGGAGGACUUCGGCUAUCGCUAGGAGAACUUCGGCGGAAACUCACGCUCCCCCCGCGGCCAGGAGCGCCUCGUCGGACUCGAGCACCGGCUCCGAGAGCUCGGCGGGAUCCGGAAUACGCAGCACGGGCGCGCCGUUCACGACCGAGGAGAUGAAACAGAAGUACUUGUCGAGAGCACCCCCGACCAGCACGACGACCACCGUCUCCACCACGGCCGGUAGAGAGUCGUCGAACACCGCCCCACCGACACCUAGACCACCGUUUCAGAGCCGUUUUUUAGGCGCAGGUAACCGUGCGGCACCACCGCCGCCGGUACAAACACCGCGGGAAGAACCAGCGGCGAAGAAGAAAGCAGAGGAAGAGGAUGAAGACGAAGAGACAAGCAGCUCUUCCGAAGAGACGGAGUCGGACACCGAGGAGGAAUCGGAAACGGACGGUCAUCCGUCUAAGACCACCCCAACUACGGCAUCCGCCGCUUCUCAAGAUCGUCAGAGAAGCGAAUCCGCCAUGGCGCGCACCGACAUCGGGCCUUUGCUUGCUCGCAGUGCUGAGGCUAGAAGAGGAAGCAAGGAAGAUUCGCCUUCCACCAGGUAUUCGUCGCCGAGGGGCAGCCCCGCGCAAUCCGUGACGACGAUGACGACGACGAUGACGACGCCGAGCGGCGGGGGCGGCGGCGGCGGCGGCGGCGGCGGCGGCGGCGGCGGAGGCGGCGCGAUGACGACCACGACGACGACGACGUCGACGCCGGGCGGUUACACCAGCAGGGCGUUUAGUGCGGCGGACGGCACCGGCGAUGAUCGGUGCUCGGCCGGUCGCGUCGAUGUCGACGUUAGGCACGUAAUCGCGGAUUCCGCUUGUGACGCCGACGCCGACGGGGACACGCUUUUACCGCAGGCGACGAACGCUAGCUCGGCACAAACGGACGUUAUUAUUACGGACGAAUCGACCAACACCACCACCUCCACCACCUCUUCCCACCUCGCGAACGUUAGCGGACCCGAAGGUCUCCUCGGGGGUGACGGCCGCGGCGAUAAUCGGGUUGCGAGGGUGACGUCCGUGGACGAGGGCGCGUUAAUGCGAGGUCGUUCCGAAAUCUCGUUGGUAGCCGCACUCGCGACUGAAGAUCAGUCCGACACGCGAAGAGGCGGCACCGAAGCGGUAGCACCCGAAAGACAUGACUUCGAAGACGUUCCCAGUACUGUCCGAAUUGUCGUGGAAGACGUCGACGCCGCGGCGGAGGAUCCCGCGUCAGAUCCCACGAAUCGAGCCGUCGGGAUGACGGACGAGCGCAGGGAUCGCUCGAGGUCCAAGGAGUCGCAUAGCAUCUCCGAAUGUUCGAGUUUCGUCAGCGGACGGACGAUGUCCGACAGCGAGUCAGACAGCGGUUCCGAGAGUGAUUCCGAGGAAGAGGACGGGAGGGACGAGGAGGAGGAGGAUGACGAGUCUCGGGAUGAAAACUGCAACGUGAAGAACGGGAAGAAGGGGGAGAGGAGGGACGAUGAAAAUUACGAUGAUAAAGAUAGCGCGGGGGCGAACGAGGGGAAUAAAGAUCCCUCGAAUACCGAGAGUGAAGAGGAAACCACGGUGCUGAGUAUCAGCUCAAACGUCACCCGUGGUGAGAGUAGCGUAACGCCUGACGACCGUUACGAGAGGGACUUGAAACGCCGGAGCGCCUCGAUAAUCGACGAGAGGAGCGUCGAGGAGAUGUUCGACGAUAAUGGCUGGGUGGUCGCGGAUCAGGAUCUAGAGCAGGAUCUACAGAUCGACUUGCGAACAGUGUCCACGGUCCCGUUGGACUUUGAAGAGGAGGAGGAGGAGGAGGAGAAGGAGGAGACCGGAGACUGCGUCAGCGACGCAACGGGGACACGUACCGAGGAAAUCCUUUCAGGAAUCGCCGACGGGAUGUCGAGCACCAUCAACGACGCCGUGAUGAUUCCCUCGAGCGUGGAGCAGCGAGCUCCCGAGGCUCCGCCGAGAAUUCACGUUUACAGACAGAGCAGUCUGGGUAAGAACGGCUGGCUGGUCUCCGACGAGUCCGAGAGCGAAUCCGAAGCCCCCGGCGAUCGGGACGUCGUCGUCGUCCCUAGUUUCGGGACCGCGGGCGAAGCGACGGGGAUCGACGUGAUCGAAGAUAGCACGGGCGACAUCGACGAGAACGGGUGGGUGAUACUCGACGACGACGACGACAACGAUGACGACGACGACGAUGAUGACGGGAACGUCGGCAAUGUGCGCGUGAAGGAUAGCAGCACGCAGGAGAACACGAGCACGAUUCGUUUCCGAACGACCGACCCUGUAAACUCCAAAACUAACAUUGAAAACGGCGCGUUAGUCGCUAAUGCUAUCCGGUCGAAGGGCACCGAGCAGUCAGAGCCCGGCGAGGACGAGGAAACGCCCGGUGCCAGUAUGAGUGUACCGAUGCAUAUGGAUGUCUCACGAAUCUGUGAUAAAAAGUGCGGCGCAUCGGUGGUCCCCGAUGGUUGCACUCAUCCAUGGAGCUGGAAUCGAAUCAAAUCAGUGGCAGCUUCGUUCUUGAACAAGAGCAGGAGUCAGGCGGCAAUGAUGGCGUCCCGCGAACGAGAACGUGAACGGGAACGUGAACGCGAACGGGAACGUGAGCGUGAACGGGAACGGGAACGUGAGCGUGAACGGGAACGUGAACGCGAUCGUGAACGGGAACGAGAACGCGAGCGCGAGCGUGACCGGGAGCGCGAGAGGGACUUGGACGCGGAGAUCGAUUCGCCCUUGUCAACGAGAUCGCGCUACGCGGCCCUGAAGGAACGCCGACAACGUCUGGCCCGUUCCAGGAGCUCGCACAACUUCGGCGGCGACGAUCUCGACCUGGACGAGGAACCACCAUCGCCGACGACCCAGUCGCCGAAUGCCUACCUGGCGGCGAAGUACGGCGCCGGCUCGGAACUGGCGCGUAGCCGCAGCACCCAUGCUCUGAAGUCGAGGGAACCGAGCCCGGAGCGCGAUCGACCGGGCACGGAGAAGGACGGCGCGGCCCUGAGCUCCUGGGCCAGGUACCUCAAAAACAAAUACGGCAACCGCACCACUAAGGACAAGGAACCGCCCUCCUCGUCCUCCACGAUACCUUCGUCCAGCACCAGCGCGGCUUCACGGAGGUUGUCGUUGGGCCUGCCUCUGAGGCAUGCCGGGCAAACAUCCUUCGAAUCUUCUGACGACGACCAAAAAAACCCGUCAGGCUCCCCCACGUCCCCUACAGCAGCUCCCGUUACACCCGCGGCAGCAGGUUCCUCCACUAGCAAUGGUCGGAGGAGUCACUACUUGCUGAAGCGGCGGCAGCUGUUUAAGUUCGGGAUGCGGGGGAGCGAAGCCGGAUGCUUUACCUGGCCGAGAGGCCUCGCAGUCGGCCCAGACAAUUCCAUCGUCGUGGCCGACAGCUCCAACCAUCGUGUUCAAGUAUUCGACGGUAAUGGGAACUUUAUGAAGGAGUUCGGUACGUACGGCAGCGGCGAGGGCGAGUUCGAUUGCCUCGCCGGGGUGGCCGUAAAUCGAAUCGGGCAGUACAUCAUCGCGGACCGCUACAACCACAGGAUCCAGGUGCUCGAUCCGUCCGGCCGCUUUCUGCGGGCCUUCGGCUCCCAGGGCACCGCCGACGGCCGAUUCAAUUAUCCCUGGGGCAUCACCACCGACGCCCUCGGAUUCAUCUACGUAUGUGACAAGGAGAAUCAUCGCGUGCAGGUAUUUCAAUCGGACGGCACAUUCGUGGGCAAGUUCGGCUCGUGUGGUAACGGACGCGGCCAGUUAGAACACCCACAUUACAUCGCGGUAAGCAACACCAAUCGGGUGAUCGUCAGCGAUGGCAACAAUCACCGCGUGCAGAUAUUCGACGUGAACGGCCGCGUUCUGACUUCCUUUGGCUCGGAGGGCUCGGAAGAGGGUCAGUUCAAGUUUCCGCGGGGUGUCGCCGUGGACGAUCAGGGCUACAUCGUCGUCGCUGACUCCGGCAACAAUCGUAUACAGAUCUUUAGCCCGGACGGAGCGUUCCUCAAGUCCUUCGGCUGCUGGGGCAGCAGCGACGGCGAAUUCAAAGGCCUCGAGGGCGUCGCCGUCACCUCUACCGGCAACAUCGUCGUCUGCGACCGCGAGAAUCACCGGGUCCAAGUAUUCUGAGCUCGUCGAUCACAUUGAUUACGUUUUGUUUAAUAUUAAAGGAGCUCUGCUUCAAACAGGUACCUACGUGUUGUUUGAUAUUCGCGUUCAUUAAUUACUGUUAAUGACGAGCGAAUAUUUAGAGAACAUUUCUGAACAAUGUCGCAUAUUUGAAUAUUUAAAUUUAAAUUAAAGAGAGACUAUCUGCGAAAUCAAAUUCCAAUAAUCUCGAAUAACUUUUUCACAUCGCGUAUUUAAAAUCUUCAACAAAUAUUUAACAAAGCUCGAAAUGGAAAAAAGUAGAAAAGAAUAGAAAGGAAAUAAAAUAUAAAAAAAUGGUUACAUGUAUUAUGGAGGAUAAAUUAUUAGUUGUAAUUUUUAAAUUAUAAUGUAUAACACACAUAUUUUGAGAAAUACAAGCUGUUGAGUUAGAUUUUCUAAUUUAGUGAUUUUAAGAUGUUGUACAAAUAUAUCUUGUUUUAAACUCGGAGAAAUGAAAUAUUAUUACAACCUGCUUUAUCCAAUUAUAUAGACUCUUUUAUUUGUUGCUUAUAAUUGGAAAAUCCUGUUGUAAAUCUUAUAAAGCUUGUCAUAAUUUAUUUCACUCUUUAUUUCCAGAAAAUUACCUUCAGUGUCUGAACAUAAUAAAUUUAUUACGUCCGCAGUUUUUAUCCAAGAAAAUGAUAAAUCGCAAGAAUACUUAUCACGAAAUUAACGAUUUUUGCGUCCCUUUAUGAAUAAAAAGCAUCCAUUGUCGUAAAGACGGCUAUUAUUUCGGAUUGCAUUGUAAAUAAUUAAUAACUGAUUGAUGCGUGAAAUUCUAGCGUUUUUAUUGACGACUGAAUAUUCACGCAAUAAUUUGUCUUUACUAAUAUUAUUUUUGCACAUGACUGGAUCUGUCAGAUAAAUGAUUUAAACAAAAGUUUGACCAUUUUUAUGAUUAUUUACCCUCUUUCUAUUUCUUAUUUGCUUUACGACCACCAGAGUCGGUGGCAACGAGGGCAAAAUUAGCAGAGUAGAAAAUAGCACGCUUUUUCUGUUUCGAGCUAAUUUUUCAUUAUCAAAAUUGUCCGGACAAGUCAAUCUCAACGCUCCCGCGUUUCUAGUUGCGAAGCACGUAGAUCCGCCAUCGCUUUUCCGCGGUUUACCGCGCGGAUCGUUCGUUCUCGUGCCGCUUUGACGAGUAUUGGAUUCAUGCAUUCUCUCUCUCUUGGCGCGCGAGGCGAUACAGGAUGAAAGAAAUAUCGGAAUGGUAGAGAGAAAAAUCUGAAAGAGAAAAAAAGAAUACAAAACGGCAAUCGUAUCGACGAGCGCAACGACGCGUGAAUAGAAUCGCGCCGCUCACUCGGCGGCGAGCGGUUCUGAAUUCUCGGGGAAAAUCUUGGACCCCGGGUCGAUUCUCCACCUGACAGCCACGAAAAAUACACACGGCCGUGUUUGCCCUUUCCGUCUGUCUAGCUCCCGCUGUCUCUCUCCUUCUUGUUAUACGCACGAUAUCCGAGCGACUUAAUUUAAUUUAUAUGCAAAGUGACAGCAAAUAAAGUUUGUACCGUUUGUAUGCUUUAAAUAAACUAUUGCGGAAAAGGAAGACGAUAGGUAAAUCUCUUUUCUGAACCACCUCUCGCCCCCUCCAGGAAUGUACAUGUUAUUUGUGCUUGCGUAUUUCUCCGCGAAGCAGUUCAGGCAUUAGACAAAGCGAGAAAGAAUCAUUAUCUCCGCACUAUGAAUACGAUUCGUUCAAUUUGGUGGUUCGCGAAGACUUGGUUCGUCACGUUUCACUCGAGAGAGACGAACAGUUGGGACCGGAAAUUCGUCUUGGCCUCGAUAAAAGCCCUAUAAGCAACUUCUCCAAACGUUACUCUAAGCUCAUUAUUUGCAUGGAUAUUCCUUUGCCUGGCCUCAAUAAUUAUAUUACUCUCCAUAUUCCUCGGUCCGAGACGUAAUACACAAUAUUCGACAGUCAUAUUAAGUCGGCUUACAUAGUGUGUUUUAUUAGAAAUUGAUUAAUUAAGGUAAUUACUCACACAAAGUAAUCUAGCACUUGAACCGUUAUCCUACUUUCCGAUGCAAUUUCUUAACAAAGUACAUAAUUUUCCCCCGUAAUUUACUAAAUGAUUUAUUACGGCAAGACCUUCCUUCCUCAUUACUUGCAAAUAUUACGAAACUUAUAAUUACCUGAACAUUGUUGGCGGUAAUUAUCUUGAUGAGAUUGACGGUGUCGUCUAAAAUGUUUCAAAGAGAGAAAGAGAGAGAGAAAGAUCGUAAGAGGAAAUAGAUUAGGAAGGGGACGGGCAAGGUGGAAAGAUGAAUAGGGCAAGUGAAAAGUAAGUAUGAGUCAAUAAAUAUAUAAUUUAUUAAAUGCAAUGUGAUGAAAUGGUGUAACAAUAGAGGGGCGGGCGAAACGGCGACCGUUAAUGAUCGCCGCAAGGGCGGACAAGAGAUAAUACGCCACCCCCGCCCGGCGCCCCCCCGGAGAUCGGAAAUAUAGAUAAAAUAUUUUCGUUAUUAUUUACAAUAUUAGUCGAACGUUAGUCAAUAAAUAAUAAACAGUGGCAUAAUCCCUUUAUUUAAUAAUAUAAUAAUUUAAUUAUAUAUAUAUUUAUAUUUAUAUAUAUAAUAUUACGCUUGCGAUAAUAAAAAUAUUACAAGAGAUGGAGCCUUUACCGUUUAUUCGUUUCCGCUAGUAAAAUCUAGCACGUACGUGCCCACAUCUACGCGUCCACCCCGUUCCGAAACUUUCUGAUUUUUGGGCACUCGUACCCCCCGUCGGGCGAUUACGCAGGCAGCAACGAGAGAGGAUCGAGGAUUCUGCGCGACCGUCCGAAUUUCGAAACGCGGAAACGCCAAGAGCGGAUUGAUGUCGAAACAGUCGUCGAAACCAUCAUCAACAUUCCGGGAAAAUCUCGCUCUCAUUCUCUCACUCUCACACUCUCUCUCUCUCUCUCUCUCUCUUUCUCUCCCUUUCUCUCGCUCUCUUUCUCCCUAUCGCGAAAAAAUCGACGACGGGACUGAACAACAAAUGGCAAAUCAGCUCGGUUCUCGACGUACGUGGAGAAAUGAUUUUCGCAACGCGUCAGAUUAUCACAACGAAAGUACACGCGACAUGCUUGGACGUUAUCAAUCAUCGAGCGGAAUAAAAAGGCUGUGUAUAUCUGUGUGUGUCUGUGUUUUACGUGUCUCCGUGUGUGUUUUGUGUGGUGUGUGUGAACGCCGCCACGCGUGACUGGGAGUUGUGUCGUGUUUAGGAUCAGGCAGGCAGCAAGCAGGUACAAAGUGACCGUCGCGACGAAGGAACAAAGUAUAUCUUUUUUUUUUUUUUUUUGAAGGUCUCCCUAUAACUCCUCGUGUAUCUGUGGUACUCCGUGUAAUUCUGUGUUCCCUGAUGUGUAAUCCCCCGGUGUCUGCGCAGCGGGCGCUGUCAUAGGCACCGGCCCGAUCGUUUCGACCCUUUCGACAUCGUUUCGACGCGUGCAACGCGCGGCGCCGCGCCGCGCCGCGUGUUCGCGCGAUCGCGAGCCCGCGCCGGGCCACUCGACCGGGCGCCAACCCCGGGGACCGUGUCGGAAUCCUUCGGAAUUCUUCUUUUUCUCUUUUUUUUUUCCCUCUAUUUUGUAAAAAAUAUACGCAAGAGCCGCGGCGAAACCGCGCUUCCGCCAGCACGCGGCGUCGGAACUCGUCCCUCCGUGCUGUUUUGGGGGCUGUGGGAUUCAGGCGGUUCUCGAAACACGGUUUCGCCGGUAGAGCCGAGGGGAGGAUUCCGGACGGGCUCGCGACAGCGGAAACCGCACGCACGGGCGAACCUCGCGCGCGUGUGUGUCUCGUGCAAUCCUGGAGAAAUGGACAAUUGGAAAUAUAUCUCUGGAAUCUAUAGCGCGAAUCUCGAUCGUUCUUGAUUUUUUAGGAGAAGAAUUAAGUUCCUGUUAGUUCCUUAGUGCUUUUAAUAAGUCCGCUAUUAAUACACCUACUGAUUCGUCUCUGCAUCUAGAGAGUAGUUUGAAAGGUGGCAUGAGAUAGAAUGUGUUAUAGAGGUUUCUUUCUCUCUUUUUUUUUUGCAUUAUUUCCCAUCUGUUGUAUCGAGAUUAAUUGAGUAAUAAAGUUAUAAUUAUUUAUUUAAUUAAUUAAAGUGGCAGCAGUUAGGCCAUGCGGCUCCUAUCAUCUAGUCGUCUUUGACUCUUGGCUUCCUCUUACGUAGAAUUUAAAAAUUGUUUUUUUUUCUCUCCUUUACUUAUUAAACUUCUUUAUAUUUUGAGAAUAAUUUGUAUUAUAAAUGACUUUUAAAGUUUAUGUUAUUCAUCGAAGCGCCUACCCUAGCGAUGUCUUUUUAAUUAAGAUUAUUCCAUCCUUCCUCAGCGACCGCCUCCCUCCUUGUCUUCCCCCCCCCAUUGCUUUCUCCGUCUUGCUCUCAGCCUUCGGUCUAAUGAAAUACCUUCGCCCAGCUUGCCCUCGGUGUACGUGGUUAAUUAUGCAAUGAGUAUGGAGCGACGGCGAAAAACUUCGGAAAAUCUCGCGCGGUGUCGGCCGUUCCCUGUCCGCCAUUCCGCGGGUAAAAAAUAUUAUUAUAUAUUCGACUUGUCUCGCGGAGAGACCCCGGUGAAAAGCGACAGUGCGCCCAGUCCUCGGUACUCGUGUGCGAGUAUCGCGUACCGAGGACUUUUGUUCUUCCGCCGAGACCACGCGCGCGGUGUCGUCCUUCUUCGUCAUUUCUUCAAUUCGGAACCUGAUUGCCACGCAUAACGACAAGCUCGACUACCUAGAAUUAUCCCUAAUUUGAGACUUUACUCAUCAUCGUCGUCAUCAUCGUCGUCGUCGUCGUCGUCGUCGUCGUCAUCGUCGUCGUCGUCGUCGUCGUCAUCGUCGUCAUUGUCGUCGUCGUCGUCGUCGUUAUCGUUAACGCCUCUCGUGCCCGCUACAUUUAUAAUCUCUAGCCCUCGUUUAAUUAGAUUCUUAAAUAUGUAAUAAGCAAAAAUAUUAAUAUAUAUAUAAUAAUAGUUUUUUUUGUGUAUAUAAUUAUUAUUAUUUUACUCAUUUUUUAAGUAUUUCGAUAGGAUCGUGAUUAUUUUUAAUUAAUUAACAAUGAUUAAAAGAGUGUAAGAAUUUGUUAUCUUCCCUUUCCUCCCUUCUUCCCGUUCUCCUCUCGCCUCCCGCGCACGCCUCUCACCUCCCCUUUUAAUAACUAAUAACUCUUUAAGCUUAAUAGCAUGAAAAUGCUCGUUGGAAUUGACUCAUGUGUACAAUAUAUAUUGUAGUAACACCCCAUCUCGCGCUCCGCAAUUACGUCGCUCUAAUUAGAUCUCACAAUUCGCUGUGAGUUUCUGCGAGACACACCCCCGAGGGGAGAGGGUCGAUAUGGGUUGAUUUGCUGUCUCGAAGAAAUUCGGCAAUUCGAAAAUCCGCAGAGCGCGGCCCCCUCACAUUUACGACGCGCGGUAUCGACACACUUUUACUCCCCCACGACACAACGGAUCCCGCACGGCGUAACAUCGGCUCACCAGUUCAUCCCUCGGAUCUCGCUCCAUCCGUCCGUCUCUCUCUCUGUCUGUCUGUUUCCGUUUUCCUCUCUCUUUUUUUUUUUUACGCACAUCAUGCGAGAGCGCCCACGUGCGCGCGCGCACGCGGUGACGCACGUGGAUUUCUCUUAUCUCCCCUUCUUGUCCCGUUGCGCGGAAAUACUUUCUUGGAUCACCAUAAAUUUAUCACAAUAGACGUUUGUCCACCCGAACUCUGAACUUAGAACGCCGGGACAAUCACGCCGACAAUUCGCGCGCGUCCGCAAUCAACUACGCCCUUAAAUUUUACCGCUAAUUAUAUCUUUACGCUAGAGAACCUUUAAAAAAAUCCCCUAUCGGAGAGAGAGAAACGGUAGGUAGUUUUUUUUUUGUAACAAUGUAUAAUCGACUAGCUUACGUUCUAAAAAGUACUACUUUAAAAUUGAUUAUACUGUGACUAGCACAGCCCGUGGAUGAAAUAGCCCCCUUUGGACGAAGGGCCCGUUUUUUCCUCUUUUCUCUCUUUUUUUUUUCUUGUAAUUUCUCCUGUAAUAAUUAGUUUCUCUUUUUCUGCUCUGUUUCCCACUUUUUUCUCUCGCUUUCUCAAAAGUUUUUUUUUUUGUUUUUUUUUAAUCAAAGUACAGCUCUUUUCGUUUACUUUGCGUCUCUCAAGCAAAACAAAGUCGUACACGAAAGAGACCGUUUUCUACCACGUUUUGAACGACAGUAAUUUCUCAUCUAAUUAUAUACAGUGG